Drosophila sulfurigaster albostrigata is the source of this 2643-nucleotide messenger RNA. Its product is annotated as eukaryotic translation initiation factor 2 subunit 3. Gene Ontology annotation, molecular function: tRNA binding; translation initiation factor activity; histone H3K9 methyltransferase activity. The record is from RefSeq and is a predicted model, not a curated record. Gene Ontology annotation, biological process: formation of translation preinitiation complex; positive regulation of translational fidelity. Lineage: Eukaryota; Metazoa; Arthropoda; Insecta; Diptera; Drosophilidae. The transcript has 3 exons. Gene Ontology annotation, cellular component: eukaryotic translation initiation factor 2 complex; nucleus; cytosol. The coding region runs from base 145 to 2145 and encodes 666 amino acids.
ACAGUUUUGCAGCACUUCACAAAUUACAAGAAGGUUUCGGUCCUUUACAACACGCGCGGACAAUAUUUAAUGUCGAGGUGUAAACGAGCUGGCCGAUUCAUUUUAUAAUUUUGUAUAGCAAGCGUUUUUUAAAACAUUAAAAACAUGGCCACGGCUGAAGCUCAAGUCAACGUGAACACAAAUUUGCAAAAGCAGGAUCUUAGCAAUUUGGAAGUUAGCAAUCUAACGCCUCUGUCGCCCGAAGUAAUCUCACGUCAGGCAACAAUCAACAUAGGAACAAUCGGCCAUGUAGCGCACGGCAAAUCGACGGUUGUUAAGGCUAUAUCUGGUGUGCAGACUGUUCGCUUUAAGAAUGAGCUGGAACGAAACAUUACAAUUAAGCUGGAACGCUUAAGCGAUUCAAAAAUAAAAAAACUUUUGCACUCCAAGAAGCUGCGCAGGCAAUAUGAAUUGCAGCAGCAUCAAGUGAUAAUGCGUCUCGCUAAGCGACGGCGACGACGUCAGCAGGGUCAGGAGCAGAAGCAGGAUCAGCCGUCAGCCAAUAGUCUAUUUUCAUAUUUCACGCGUUCAUCCCGAAGCCACAGCCAGAGUUCGCUCAGUCCCAGCCAUAGCAGCGGCUAUGGCAGCAUUUUUGGUGCGGACGAACCGGAUACGCUGCAGUUGCAGCUGCAGAUUACAUCCAGCGUUUCAACUGCAACGGUGGCACCUAAAGCCAAAACAACACAAUUGAGCGUUACAGCCGCAAAACGACGACGCAGCAGCGGCAAGAGCAAUAUCAGCAAUGAGAACAACUACCACAGUGAGGUGUCAUCUUCACCAGCACUUAAAGUCAUCAAGGAUAAUGCGGGAAUGCCGCUCGCAGUGUUAAAGAAGCCGAAGGGCGAGUACGUAGUGGAGCGCGUAGAAUGCGUUGAGGUUGCAAAAUUUGAGCCCGUCUUCUUUGUCAAAUGGCUGGGCUAUGACAGUAGCCAGAACACCUGGGAAAGCUACAACAAUAUCUCAAAAUGUGUACAGCUGGAGCAUUUUGUGGAGAUUCAGUUGGAUACCUACAAGUCCUAUAUCUCAGCGAUCAGCAAUCGGUUGGAGGCACAGCUAGCCGAUGCGCCGCCACUCGUCUUGAACAGCACUGUCAUGAAAAACCUGGAUAACUUUGAAGCUUUGCCACUGCAGCUGGACUUGAUAUUGCUGGCACAGUACAAAGCUGCGGGAAGUCGCAGUCAAGUGGAACGGGGUCGAAUCGAGGAGCGUGCUAUGCUGCGGAUGCAAAUGCAACGUUGUUACUACAAGAGGCAAACACAAUUAAAGAAGUUGGCUCAAUUCGAGGAACAUAUGAACAGUGUGGAGCACCCAUCGCCGCCAAUACGUGUGGUAAACAACAGCGAUUUGGAUGACAUCGAUGAAAGUUUUGUUUAUAUCAAACGCAACAUACUCAGCGAGUCUGUCCCCAAGCCAGAAACUGAAGUAUUCGGCUGCAGUUGCCAUAAUGAUAAUAGCGAAUGCAGCGCCUCGAGUCGCUGUUGUGCUCGCCUGGCUGGCGAACUAUUUGCCUACGAUCGUACCACACGACGCUUGCGUUUGCCCCAAGGCAGUGCCAUUUUUGAGUGCAACAGUCGCUGCAGCUGCGAUGACAGUUGCUCAAAUCGCCUGGUCCAGCAUGGACGCAAGCAUGCACUGGAGUUGUACAAAACUAGUAACGGAUGUGGCUGGGGCGUUCGUACGCCGCAUGCGUUGCGCAAAGGCGAAUACGUUUGCGAGUAUGUGGGCGAGAUUAUUACCACCGAUGAGGCGAAUGAGCGAGGCAAAAUCUACGAUGACAGAGGUCGAACUUAUUUAUUUGAUCUGGACUACAAUACGACAGCAGAGAGCGAGUACACGAUUGAUGCGGCCAAUUAUGGCAACAUAUCGCAUUUUAUCAAUCAUUCGUGCGACCCCAAUUUGGCUGUUUUCCCCUGCUGGAUUAAUCAUCUAAAUGUUGCCAUGCCACACUUAGUUUUCUUCACGUUGCGUUACAUUAAGGCUGGCGAGGAACUGAGCUUUGAUUACAUUCGUGCUGAUAACGAAGCUGUGCCCUACGAGAAUCUGUCGACGGCAACGCGUGUCGAGUGUCGCUGUGGCGCCAAUAAUUGCCGCAAGGUUCUCUUCUAGCGACAUCACAUUAAGCCAUUUAAAACAAACCACCGUAAAACUGCAAAUUAUUCAUUCAAUUUCAAGGCGACUUUAAGACAACAGAAAAUAGAAUUAGAGCAUUCAUUUUUUUAUAGCUUUUUGUUCAACUCUCUUAACUAAAAAAAAAUAUGACGAGGCGAAGUAAGAACUAUUUUUUAUUUAUAGAUUUUUUUUUAAAUGUUAAUAAUUGCAUUUGCAUGGAUCAAUUACUUCUUAUGACAAUUUUUUUUUCUUACUUAUAUACAAUUAGUAUUACACAUCGCGUUUUAUUAGACAUUAUACAACAUUUCAAUCACAUAGCGUUAAGAUGUUUGCGAUUAUUCAUUAAAAUCAUGCAAAUGAUAAAAUAUAAAUGUUAUGAUUUUGUUAAUAUGGGGCAAAUGAAGACAACAAUCAUGUUAUUCUUGAAGCAUAUAAUUUUACAUAACACAUUUUAUUAUACAUAUUUGCAAUUCUAAAGUUAUCAUAUGUACAAGC